AAUGGACGUGUCUUUUAAUUGUCGCUUGUGUAGAUGUUCCCAGACAAUAUAUUGAUCACGAUAGUGAAUAAGACCGGAGUGUCUGUGGAUAAUUACUUUGUUAACCGAGUGGACGUCAAGAAAUUCAUUUCUGGACAUAUAAGGACAUGUGACUGAUGACAUUGCCUUAUGGAAUAUACUAAGCUGUUUACCUUAUUCCAAUAUACAGUUUUGGUAACGUGAUUGAUGAUCGGAUAUAUAUAUGUGCGAAGCCACUGGGGUAGAUUUAAAAGGUCGGGUAGAUUUUCAUUCAUUUUAUUAGGAACACCAAUCGAUAUAUCUAUUAUUUAGAUGUGUUCACUUCGCCGUGCGUGAAGUAAACCAUGCUUAUUUAUAAUCAUCUAAGGAAUAUUACAGCGUGAUUUCACCGAAAGCAGACGAUAGUUACGGAAACAUGUUCGAAUUAGCUCGUUAAAGCAAAAUCUUUGAACAUGGGAAGUUCUGCGGGGAAAUCUCAACCUCCAUCUAGCAAGAGAGAGGACCCCAAGGGCAAUGCCGUCCAAGAAAAGACAAUCGUAUCGCCGGAUUCCAAAUCGAACUCUCAUGCAAACGGAGAAACGAUAAAGCACCCCCUUUCAGUGACAAAGAGAGCGGAUAAUGGGGUCCACGGUGUCACCAACAACACACAGGAUCGUCCGAAAACCAGUAAACAAAGGGUCCAAAUGAAAAGGGAGAAAACCACAGUGCCAAAAGAGAAACCCUCAAAACCCCAACGCGAAAAAACGAUGGGUAUCAAAAGAGAAAAGACAAUGGGUUUAACAAGACAAAAGACAGUGCUCAAUGAUAAAUCGCUGAAAGGGAAGAUGCUGAUUAAAACAAUGUCUAAAGAACACCUGUCCUCUUCACCAUCGUUGAAAUCGAGUUUGAACGCUAUUUUGUUAGGUAGCACAUCAGUAGAUCUGCCAUCCACGGCGAAAAUCGUCCGCAUAUUCACCAGCAGCACAUUCAAAGACACAGAAAAGGAAAGAAACAUGUGGAUGACAGAAGCCUACCCAAAAAUUAAACUUUUCUGCCAAAAACUUGGUUACGAGUUCCAGGUGGUUGACAUGCGCUGGGGUGUUCGAAAUGAAAGCGUGGACGAACACAACGGCACGGAGAUGUGUUUACGAGAAGUGCAGCAGUGUCAACGACUCUCCACGGGGCCAAAUUUUAUAUCUCUUCUGUCACAUAGAUAUGGCUACAGAAAUCUACCAAGGGUGAUAGAGGCGUCAGAAUUCGAGAAGCUUGUCCAAGCUGUUGAGCCAGACCCCAAACAAGUAUUGCUCAAGUGGUAUCGUCGGGAUGAAAACGCUGCUCCACCGGUGUAUGCCCUCACACAAAUAAGUAAAUUUUUACCAGAUUUCUUGUCAACUGAUGCCAAAAAGAAGAGAGAUGCGACCAGCAAGUUCUGGACAGAAAAUGACAUCAUGCAAGACGCUUUAGAGAUGGCUGCAAAUCAGGUUCUAGGACCAGAGGACGCGCGCAGAUACGUCAUAUCAGUGACAGAGAAGGAAACACAGAUGGGCAUUUUAGAUGUUGAAGAUCCAGAGUCUCAUUGUGUUUGGUUCAAAAGGCGGAUCAAAGGAAUUGAGGACAUGGAACAAAGUACAAUAGCAUCUCACUAUAUAGAUUUCACUGGCCCCGAGGAAAAAUGGAGAAAAAACAGAGCUUUGUUGAAAGAGUUGUGCGACACCAGGAUUCCACAAGUUCUCCCUGCUAAGAAUAUAUGUCAGUAUGAUGUCGAAUGGAAGGAAGGAAUCGACUUGAACGACCCCUCUCACAAGAGUUAUUUAUCUAAAAUGACAUCGGAUUUUACGGCGAAAAUGUGCUCAAUGAUCCAGAAGGCGAUUACUGAGCGCAGAAAAUCAGAAAAUGGAGACACCCUCAUUCAGGAAAUUGUUCAUCACACCAGCUUCUGUAAAACCAAGCUGGAAAAUUUUCAUGGCAGGGAAAAUGCCCAAGAGAGAAUUAAACAAUACCUUACUGCCGACAGCUCCAGAUUAUUAGCCAUCCAUGGAUCCUCAGGUAGCGGCAAGACAACUCUGAUGGCAAAAGCUGUCGAUAUCGCAACGAAUUCUCUACGAAAGAUAGCAAAGAAGAAGUCGACAGCUGUUGCUUUUAGGUUUGUUGGAACAACACCCGGUAGUUCAAAUGUCACCGCUCUUUUGGAGAGUCUCACGAGACAGAUCACGCUUAUAUACAAAGAGGAUCUGAAAGUAUCAGAGGAGCUAAGAGAAUUAGUUGAACAGUUCGAACACGUGUUGCACUACGCAAGCGCAGAACUCCCUCUGGUGGUGAUGAUAGACUCAUUAGAUCAGUUGGAUCCGGCUAAUAAUGCCAGGAACUUGUUCUGGCUUCCACAGCAGCUCCCGCCUCAUGUCAAAUUCAUUGUGUCUACGCUGGAAGAGGAUGUGUAUGAGUGCUUCCCUAAUCUUCAGGGCUUCCUUCCCCCAGAAAAUCUUUUCUCCAUACCAAAAUUACCAGCCAGUGACGCUAGUGGAAUCGUGGAUCACUGGUUAAAGAGCAAAAAUCGAUGUAUCACUAAAAGACAGAUGGAGAUAAUAUUAAAAGCGUUCGAAAAGUGUCCCUUACCACUAUUUCUGAAAAUGUCACUGGAUGAAGCCUGUCGAUGGAAUUCAUUUUCUCCAGAAUCAGAAACUGUUUUAGAAAAGACAGUCCGAGAAAGUAUCAACGCUCUAUUCCAACGUCUUGAAAAGUCCCAUGGAGUUCUGAUGAUGUCACGUUCACUGGGUUAUCUCACAGCAGCUAGGAAUGGUCUAUCGGAAUCGGAACUGGAGGACAUCUUGUCAUGUGAUGAUGAUGUUUUAAAUGAUGUGUAUCAGUACUGGAACCCACCACUUAGACGCUUGCCUCCUCUUAUGAUGGCAAGACUUAGGACAGAUCUUCAACAGUAUCUUGUGGAGCGAGGAGCGGACAAUGUAACCGUGACCAGCUGGUAUCACAGACAGUUUAUGGAAGCUGCUCAAGCAAGAUACUGCACAAAGGAGGAAAUCAAGUUCCUACACAGUCAACUCGCAGACUUUUUCGAUGGCAAAUGGGCCGAUGGAAAGAAGAAGCCAUACACAGACAAGGAUGGGAAAGGCGGUGAUGAAGAACGUCACGUGAUGUCACAGCCAUUGAUGUAUGGCGACACCUACAAUAUCCGGAAGCUCAAUAACCUUCAAUAUCAUCUAAUUCACGCAGGGGACGUUGUUGCUCUGAAAGAAAAAUGUUUGUGCAAUUUUGGGUAUCUUGAACACAAACUGUUGGCAACUUCUUGCAGAGAAGUAAUAGAUGACUUUGACCUGGCAAGGCGCAAGUUUCCUGCAGAAAAUGUCUUGGACUUAAUCGGCGAGGCUUUUCAACUUUCUGAAGAUGACGUCAUUUACGACCCUCUUAUGUUCCCGUCGCAAAUGAUUGACCGACUUGGCAAUGAAAAGAUUGUUGAAGAUUUUGUCAAAGAUUGCAAGAGCUGCAGUCAUCCCCACAUCCGUCCUAAUCAGGACGUUCUUAUCAAACCUGGGGGACAGCUGCGCUGUGCAAUGGCAGGCCAUAGAGGAUCACUAAAGUCAAUGGACCUGAAAGAAAAUGGGAAAGCCGCGGUUACUUGUUGCGAAAUCGGUGAUGACGACAUUCGAACCUGGGAUAUUACUCGUGGAAAACUUAUUCGUACAUACGAUGGAUUAGGAACCAAUCCUUACUCAGUUCAUUAUGUGAACAAAGAUAACUUUAUAAUGAUAAACUAUACAAAUCUUAUUAAAACUAUCGGCGAGUUGGGAGAUGUGAUAUAUACCAUCCAGCCUCGUUCUGGACAAAACACAGUUGUUGUGGGUGGAACCGGAAACACGUGGAUAGGGCUGUUCCAGGAGAACAUAGUGGAGUUGUAUGAUAGUAAAACCGGUGAAUUAAAACAUCAGGUUGUGAACAGUGAUGUGAAGGGACUGAGCUUCGGUAUUGACGGGAUAGCGGCAGGAUCGGACAAUUUCAUGGUGGUAACGGAUUCAACACAGCAACACAUUUUCGUAUUCAGUUUGAAGAGAAAGAAGUUUGUAUGCAAUCGUCAAGUGUUCACUCAUGACGCCAACGGUGACGCAUACACAGUGGACGCAAUGACGAUAUCGGCAGACGAACAUCGAAUAUGCUACUGCGACUGCUACACAAAUGACCUUCACAUUUCUGAUAUUAAUACUCUGGUUGAUGUUACGGUGCAUAAAGGUAAAGAUGACGAUUAUACCUUAAAUUAUCAUGUCUCCAAGGACGGAAAAUCUUUGUACUGUGUGUCAAAUAGAGAUAUCCUUAUAUGGGACCUGAAAACCGGAAAACGGAAGUACACAUUAGAACAUUCUUGCUAUGUUACUGACGCCAAAACUGUAGAUUUCCGGACAAUGGUGACGAUUACAGAGGACAAAGUUGUCUACGUCUGGGACAUGACUCGUCCCGAAAAGAAGAGACAUGAGGAAAUAUACAAUAUUGGUCAUAACGUUUGGAAUAUCAUCACCCUUCCUAACAGUCGUUAUGUGGCGGCGCUGUUCAAACGAACGAAUGAAUCUAAGAACGACUUUGGUCUGAUAGUGUACGAUUUGGUGGACAUGAAAAUUGUUCGUCAAGCAAACCUUAUGGAGACACCGGGUGUGUUCGAAUUGAUUGAUGACGAACACGUUCUUCUGAAUAUGGGAAGUAGAAAAAUUAAAAUUGUCAACUUAAACACCAUGACAGUGGAACAUACAUUUCAAGGAAAAAUCCCCAGAGUCAGUGACCCGGAAGUUCGCGUCAUCUCCGAUCACAAUAAGAUUGUGGUACAAACCAAAGGUUCAAGUCACCUGAAGGUCUAUGAUAUCAAUCAUGAGGAAACGGAGUGUAUCAUUCGAAGUCCUCUACCAGGCGAAAUGAUACAAAAAAUAUAUACAAACAACAAAAGUAUGAAAGUUGCCGCCUUAACAGACUAUAAAAAUGUAAUUGUAUUCAACAUCAAAGACAAAACCACUGCUGUUGUCACCAGAGACAAUAUUGACGUGGAUGAACUGGGAGAAGCCAUUGCUGUAGCGCCCUCUGGUGACAACAUUGUCUUGACAGGAAGCAAACAGUUUGAAAUUCAAGACGAAGUGACUGAAGACGUAUUGGGUUAUAUAUGGAACUCGCAGAACGGAAAACAAGUAGCAGAACUGUACGAUAAGGAAUAUCAGAUUAAUUACUUGUUCAAAGAAAAUCAAAGAGGGUUAUCAAUAUCUGUUGAUGAUGUCAUGUUUAUCACCGAUAUGUGGUUUCUGACGUCAGAUGAUGAUUACAUAAUGCGCGUGUGGGACAUUAAUACAGGAGGCUUAAUGAAGCGACUAACAGGACACGAAUCGAAUAUCGAGAUGUUUUCAAUCACCGAUGGACCUUUGUUUGCUUCUUAUGGCUGUUGGGAAGAAGAAAAUGCAAUUAAACUCUGGUCAACAGAAAGUUUAGAAUGCAUUGCUUCAUUUAAAUUAGAUUGUGCGUUUGGAAAACUACGAAUGUGUAAAGACGGGUUAACUUUCGUGACAACAGAAGCAAAUCCAUCACGGAUUAUUCAUUGGAAGAUAUUUGGUGUUGAAGAAGUGGUGGACUUGUCCAAACUUCCCAAGAAAUUCGGCGGAAAGGUUUUGGAGGUAGACCUAGACCUCCAAGUAGUAGAAGAUUAUGAAGAUGACCCAGAAGACCCUGACACUGACGUAGAGGUCGAUGAGGAUGAAGAUGAAGAUGAGGGAGACGACGAAGAUAUAUGAGACGAUUUCCUCUGUUCCAUUCAUUAAAUCACUUUGUACCUCAAAUCAUCGUCAUUUCACUAUUCACCUAGUACCUGUACUUCAUUAUGAUAGUCAGAGGAUAGCAGUGACGUUCCAGAUUGUGUCGUGUACAGUCUGUGAUAUUUUAUUUCUGUAUCAUGUUUAACAUCGUACACUUUAUUUGGUUAACAAGUUUACAAAAUACAGGGUUAUGUGACUUAUCAUUGUUUCUGUUGGUUGACGUUACUAUUGUUAGUAUUUUAUAUAAUGCAGUAUUUAACAUUAUCUUGCAUUUCGAAUAGACAACUAAAUCUCGAUAUUUUGGAUUUUUACAUACAAUAUCAAGGUGUAUAGUAUAUUACAUUGAAAAGAGUUUAAAUGUAAGCGAUUAGAAUUCACGAAACAGGCAUGCACUUUUGUUAGGGAAAAAACCAGCGAGUCGCUAUUGUAUGUUCUACAAAAUGUCUUUCAUCCUGACUACAUGUCCACCAGUAUUGUAUAUAGUUUAUUAAAAAAAAACACUGCUUACA
Molecule: messenger RNA, 6295 nt
Organism: Ostrea edulis (European flat oyster)
Lineage: Eukaryota; Metazoa; Mollusca; Bivalvia; Ostreida; Ostreidae
Exons: 28
Coding region: 471-5765 (1764 amino acids)
Molecular function (GO): protein binding
Source: RefSeq, a predicted model, not a curated record